Molecule: messenger RNA, 450 nt
Organism: Paraphaeosphaeria sporulosa
Lineage: Eukaryota; Fungi; Ascomycota; Dothideomycetes; Pleosporales; Didymosphaeriaceae
Exons: 3
Coding region: 1-450 (149 amino acids)
Source: RefSeq, a predicted model, not a curated record
AUGGCGCCCUUCAUGUCUCUUCCUGGAGAGCUUCGCACCCUCAUCUACGAUAUGGUACUUUUCCCACAUCAUUCGUGUAUCCAGAUCCACGCCAGCCACCCCAAGGAUCUACUUCGCACGACCCUCAAAUCUCCAAUCUUCCGCUUGUGCCGUACGGUGCGGCAUGAAGCGUUCGCACGCCUUUGUGAAUCGAAGCAUUUGCAGUUCCGCGACUAUAUGUCUUACAAAACCCUCCUGCAGUAUGCCAGAAAUAUCGGAGAUGGCGCGAUCGUGGAAAACAACGUAAAGCACAUCAUGAUUUUCGUUGACAACUUAGCCAUGAUAGAGGGCAAUGGAAAUUUCAGCACAUUCAACGUCGGGCCAUUCGACAUGGUCGAAGCGAACAACGUCUUCGCGGAACUUCACGCCCUGCAAGUGGAAGUUGGACGAAACUAUGACAUGGAGAUUUGA